Molecule: messenger RNA, 3675 nt
Organism: Aspergillus aculeatinus CBS 121060
Lineage: Eukaryota; Fungi; Ascomycota; Eurotiomycetes; Eurotiales; Aspergillaceae
Product: DDB1/RSE1 family protein
Exons: 5
Coding region: 81-3503 (1140 amino acids)
Biological process (GO): DNA repair; proteasome-mediated ubiquitin-dependent protein catabolic process
Cellular component (GO): nucleus; site of double-strand break
Molecular function (GO): nucleic acid binding; protein binding
Source: RefSeq, a predicted model, not a curated record
CCCCGCAGUAGUCCCCACAGCGAAAAGCGCAAUCAGUUACUUGCCUCGACCGAGCACCGAGAAAUAGGGUCACCGCCAGGAUGGCCUACGUUGUGCCGAUCCACCGGGCAAGCAGCAUACGACAUGCGCUGACGCUGCAGUUCAUGAAACCGGAGGAGGAGGUUCUGGUUGUUGCGAAGGCGAAUCGACUCGAAUUCUACAAUCCCACUCCCGAUGGGUUGAGCCUCGCCGCUUCGUGCUCUCUCUUCGCUAGAGUCACGAUGCUGGCCCGACUUCCGGCUCCCGCCGACUCGUCCACCGAUCACCUUGUUGUGGGCACAGACCGCUACACCUACUGCUCACUAUCGUGGGACAGUACGAGGAAUCAAGUGCGCACGGAGAGGAACUAUGUGGAUGUCGCUGACCCGUCUUCGCGGGAGGCUCAGACGGGCAAUCGUUGCUUGAUCGAUCCGAGUGGCCGUUUCAUGACGCUCGAAGUCUAUGAGGGCGUCAUUGCGGUAAUUCCCAUCGUGCAGUUGCCCAGUAAGAGGAGAGGAAGGCAGGUCACCUUGCCUUCGGGGCCAGACGCACCCCGCAUUGGUGAGCUUGGCGAGCCAACAACGACCCGAAUCGAUGAGCUGUUCGUGCGCUCCUCGGCAUUUUUGCACGUCCAGUCAGGAUUGCCCCGGAUUGCGCUGCUUUACGAGGAUAAUCAGAAGAAAGUGAGACUUAAGGUCCGGGAGUUGCACUACAGCGCGGCGACCACAACCGUGAGCGCGGACGCGUCGUUUGAGGAGCUGCUAGAUGGCUUUUCUGAGGAACUCGAUCUUGGAGCAUCUCAUCUCAUACCGGUGCCCGCUCCUUUGGGCGGUCUUCUUGUCCUGGGCGAAACGUCGAUCAAGUACGUUGAUACUGACAGCAAUGAGAUCGUGUCUCGCCCUUUAGAUGAGGCUACUGUGUUCGUGGCUUGGGAGCGUGUGGAUAGUCAGCGCUGGCUGCUGGCUGAUGAUUACGGAAGAUUGUUUCUACUUAUGUUGGUUCUGGAUUCCAACAGUCAGGUCCAGUCUUGGAAGUUGGAUCACUUAGGGAACACAUCACGGGCAUCCGUAUUAGUGUACCUUGGGGCUGGAAUCAUCUUUGUCGGCUCCCAUCAAGGUGAUUCUCAAGUACUUCGGAUCGGAAAUGGGUCAUUCGAGGUGAUUCAGACGCUCUCCAAUGUGGCACCGAUUCUUGACUUCACAAUUAUGGACCUUGGGAACCGUACCAAUGAGAGCCAAACGCACGAAUUCUCUUCUGGCCAAGCCCGCAUUGUCACUGGCUCAGGUGCCUUUGACGACGGAACCCUCAGAAGCGUGCGCAGCGGCGUCGGCAUGGAGGAAUUGGGUGUGCUGGGUGAGAUGGAGCACAUCACCGAUCUGUGGGGGCUGCGAGUAGCCGCCCCGGGUGGAUUCCUUGACACUCUCCUUGUCACCUUCGUGGAUGAAACACGAGUUUUCCAGUUUAGCCCGGAGGGUGAGGUGGAGGAACUUGACGGCUUCCUUGGGCUGAGUCUCUCAGAGAACACACUUCUCGCCGCCAAUCUACCUGGAGGCAAGAUAUUACAAGUCACCGAACAAAGAGUCCUGAUAGCCGAUCUCGAGAGUGGCAUGGUCACAUACGAGUGGACACCGCCUGACCAGCUGGUGAUCACUGCUGCUUCAACCAACGACGAAUGCAUGGUCCUUGUUGUUGGCGGUGAAAUGGUGACCGUCCUGGCACUUAAAACCGAACCGCAGGUAGUGACCCAAAAAGACUUCGGCGCCGACAGUCAGAUCUCUGGCGUCACAGUCCCUUCUUGCCCCACUGAUGCCUGUAUCGUCGCAUUCCCUCAGUUGGCCAAGGUCUCGGUCUUGAAGCUGCAAGACUUGAGUGACCUCCACACAUUGUCGUUGGGCCCUGCAGGCGAGGCUUUUCCUCGCUCUGUUCUUGUGGCGGAUGUCCUCAUGAACAGUCCGUCAACUCUUUUCAUUUCGAUGGCAGAUGGUAGUGUUAUCACCUAUUCAUUUGAUACCAAAGACUACACUUUGGCAGGCAUGAACAAACUCAUCCUUGGUUCUGAGCAGCCGACCUUUAAGAAGCUCCCGAGAGGGGACGGGCUCUACAAUGUUUUUGCAACCUGCGAGAACCCCAGCCUUAUAUAUGGUUCUGAGGGUCGCAUUAUAUAUUCCGCUGUGAACUCCGAGGGCGCAUCUCGCAUAUGCCACUUUAACUCCGAGGCAUAUCCCGAAGCUAUCGCUGUUGCCACGCGCCACGAUCUGAAGAUCGCUCUGGUGGACACGGAGCGGACAACGCAGAUUCAGACCCUUCCAGUGGGUGCAACUGCCCGCAGAGUCGCUUAUUCACCUUCGGAAAAAGCUUUUGGCAUCGGCACCAUCGAACGCAAAUUGAAAGACGGCGAAGAACAGGUUCAGAGCAGGUUUGUCCUUGCGGAUGAGAUUCUGUUCCGACGCCUCGAUUCCUUUGACUUUCAACCCGAGGAGUUAGUGGAGAGCGUUGUUCGUGCCGAGUUCACAGCAGGUAAAGAUGAGACUGGUCGGGAGGUAACCAAGGAUCGUUUCAUCGUUGGCACAGCGUACCUGGACGAUGAGGGAGAAGAGUCGAUUCGAGGUCGGAUCUUGGUCUUCGAGGUUGACAAUGGCCGGAAAUUGGCCAAGGUAGCCGAACUGCCUGUGAAAGGUGCCUGUCGUGCAUUGGCCAUGCUAGGUGAGAAGAUUGUAGCGGCUCUCGUCAAGACUGUCGUGGUCUAUAGGGUAGUCAACAACAAUUUCGGAGCUACGAAGCUGGAGAAACUAGCCAGUUACAGGACCUCUACGGCGCCUGUGGAUGUAACGGUGACGGGCAAUAUCAUCGCUGUCGCAGAUCUGAUGAAGAGUGUCUGCUUGGUAGAAUGGAAGGAAGGGGAAGAUGGUCUCCCUGACACUUUGACAGAGGUCGCUCGCCACUUCCAGACGGUCUGGGCCACAGGUGUCGCCUGCAUCGCGGAGGACACUUUCCUCGAGAGUGACGCCGAGGGUAACCUGAUUGUGCUUCGCCGCAAUCGAACCGGAGUCGAAGAGGAUGAUAAGCGCAGGUUGGAGGUCACCGGUGAGAUCUCGCUAGGGGAAAUGGUCAAUCGAAUCCGGCCUGUCAAUAUACAACAACUGGCGAGUGUAACUGUCACUCCCCGAGCAUUUCUGGGCACGGUCGAGGGCUCAAUAUACCUAUUUGCCGUGAUCAACCCACAACAUCAGGACUUCCUGAUGCGUCUGCAAGCCACCAUGGCAGGGAAAGUCGAGUCUCUGGGUAACAUUCCAUUCAAUGAGUUCCGUGGGUUCCGCAGCAUGGUGCGCGAAGCCAAAGAACCGUAUCGUUUUGUGGACGGCGAAUUAAUAGAACGGUUCUUGACCUGCGAACCAAGUGUACAGGAUGAGAUUGUCAAGUCCGUGGGGGCGACGGAUGUUGACGAAGUCAAGGUUAUGAUAGAGGCUUUACGGCGACUGCACUAGAAGCCUGAGAGAUUUGAGAUGACAUCUGAUCCAUGACUACGGGCACAAUCUCCGAAUACUGACAUCAACUCUUUUGUGAGUCAGAAAUGAACGAUUUUUACCUAUGGCCACCAUACUGUAUAGAUGUCAUAAUAUGAUCAACUUCAGACUGAAGUGGACGGUGUCCGCCAUU